Messenger RNA from Hemicordylus capensis (graceful crag lizard), 6676 nucleotides. Its product is annotated as zinc finger protein 84-like. The transcript is spliced from 2 exons. NCBI's taxonomy places the organism in Eukaryota, Metazoa, Chordata, Lepidosauria, Squamata, Cordylidae. The record is from RefSeq and is a predicted model, not a curated record. Bases 531 to 1967 code for a protein of 478 amino acids.
CAAUAGCCUGAAAGGGUUGCAAGAGGAGCAGCUGAGGAGGAGGAAGCGGAAGCGAAGGCGGUGGGGGGCGUGGGUGAAGCGCUUGGAAAGGAGGCAGAGCUUGCAGGAGGCUGCAGAAGACUGCUGGGCAUAAUAACGAGCAGGACUUUCCUGAGUUUUCGGGGGCAUCCUUGAGUCUGCAGCAGGGUGCAAGAGGACAGCGCCUCCUGAAGGAUUGCACGUGUUCUUACACGCGCACACAAACACCCCGUGCCAGCCUGAAGGACUCUUGGCUGCUGCAUGUUUUGGAUAAAGAGCAAGGUAAAUGUUGGCAGAGGAAGAAUGAUAGAAACCCAAUGGAUGGAGCUGCUAGAUGGGAAAAAAGGAAACAAGAGAGACUAAAAACUGGAGAAAACUGGGAGAACAGGAAUGAAUCAAAUGCUUUUCAGCAUGUAAUCCAGCAAAUAAUACAGCAAGCAGGAGAAAGAAGCCUGUGUCCUCCGUAUAGGAAAAGCUCCUCUACUGAACCCAGCUUUCAAUCUUAGAAGGAAAUGAAUGCAAGGAAGAAACCACAUAAAUGCCUGGAAUGUGGAAAGAGCUUCAGCACGAGUGGAGAACUUACUAUACACCACAGAACCCACACUGGGGAGAAACCAUAUAAAUGCCUGGAGUGUGGGAAAAGCUUCAGCCAGAGAACACAUCUUAUUGUACACCAUAGAACCCACACUGGGGAGAAACCACAUAAAUGCCUGGAGUGUGGAAAGAGCUUCAGCACAAGUACACAACUUAUUAUACACCACAGAACCCACACUGGGGAGAAACCACAUAAAUGCCUGGAGUGUGGAAAGAGCUUCAGCCGGAGAGCAAAACUUACUGUACACUAUAGAACCCACACUGGGGAGAAACCACAUAAAUGCCUGGAGUGUGGAAAGAGCUUCAGUCAGAGAGCACAUUAUAUUAUACACCAUAGAACCCACACUGCGGAGCAACCACAUAAAUGCUUAGAGUGUGGAAAGAGCUUCAGUCAGAGAGCACAUCUUAUUGUACACCAUAGAACCCACACUGGGGAGAAACCACAUAAAUGCCUUGAGUGUGGAAAGAGCUUCAGCCAGAGCUCAAAUCUUAUUGUACACCACAGAACCCACACUGGGGAGAAGCCACACAAAUGCCUAGAGUGUGGAAAGAGCUUCAGCACAAGUGCACGUCUUAUUGUACACCAUACAACCCACACUGGGGAGAAGCCACACAAAUGCCUAGAGUGUGGAAAGAGCUUCAGCACAAGUGGAGAAUUUACUAUACACCACAGAACCCACACUGGGGAAAAACCACAUAAAUGCCUGGAGUGUGGAAAGACCUUUAGCCGGAGAGCACAUCUGAUUCUACACCAUAGAACCCACACUGGGGAGAAGCCACAUAAAUGCCUGGAGUGUGGAAAGAGAUUCAGCAGAAUUGGAAAUCUUACUAUACACCAUAGAACCCAUACUGGAGAAAAACCACAUAAAUGCUUGGAGUGUGGAAAGAGCUUCAGCACAAGUUCAAAUCUUAUUGUACACCACAGAACCCACACUGGGGAGAAACCACAUAAAUGCCCAGAGUGUGGAAAGAGCUUCAGCACGAGUGGAGAACUUAUUGUACACCACAGAACCCACACUGGGGAGAAACCACAUAAAUGCUGGGAGUGUGGACAGAGCUUCCGCACGAGUGGAGAACUUACUGUCCACCACAGAACCCACACUGGGGAGAAACCACAUAAAUGCCUGGAGUGUGGAAAGAGCUUCAGCAAAAGUUCAGAUCUUAUUGUACACCAUAGAACCCACACUGGGGAGAAACCACAUAAAUGCCUGGAGUGUGGAAAGAGCUUCAGAACGAGACCACAACUUACUAUACACCAUAGAACCCACACUGGAGAGAAACCAUAUAAAUGCCUGGAGUGUGGAAAGAGCUUCAGCCAGAGAGGAAAUCUUAUUGUACACCAUAAAACCCACUAGGGAUGUUCAUGAACCAGUCCGGAGGCCAUUCUAGAGGUGGUGCUUCAAAGGUGGUGCUGGCUAAAAGGUUCAGCGCCGGUGGUGUCAUGGGUCUUUAAGGGCAGUGGAGGGUGCACUUACCCUUUCCUCUGCUUUCCCCCCCUCUGGCGCUCCAUUUUUAGCACAAACACAUGGAGCAGCAGUGUUCCUCCCUGCUGCCCCUUUCCUGGUUCUUGUCUGGAAAUGGCCGGAAGUAGCGCAUGCGCCCAUCACGAUGGGCCCUCAGCAUGUACAUGCUAUGGGUGCACGUGCAGAGGCUUUUCCCGGCCAGGAACAGGGAAAGGAGCGGCAGGGAGGUAUGCUGCCGCCCCAUGGGUUUUGUUAAAACUGGAGCUCCGGUGGGGGAAAAGCGGAGGGAGGAGUAAGUGCACCCUUCCCCACCCUUAAAGAACCACUGCCCCCAGCAUCAAACUGCAUCUCCGCAUUUUCAUGCACACCACUAGAACCUACACUGGAGAGAAGCCACAUAAACAACAGAAGCAUGGUGGAACAGUGAGAACCAGUGAGACACUGUUAUCUCUGGAUAUAAUCUCUAUAGAAAAGGCAGGGAAGGGUGCCUUGGAGGUGGAGUAGCACUGUAUGUUAAAGAAGGGAUAGAAUCUAACAAGCUAGAAAACCUUGUUGGACUGGAGUCCUCCACAGAAACCCAUACAAGGCCUGAAAGGGAACGUGCUACUGUGGACAUGCUAUUGCCCUUUGGAGCAAAACGCUGACAGUGAAUGGGAGUUGCAGGAGGAAAUCAGGGAGGCGUCAAGGAGAGGCAGGGCUUUAAUAAUAUUGCAUGGAACCAAUAAGACAAGGAUUGAAGAAUAGAACAAUAUCGGACCUCCAAAAAGUAUACAGUGUACUGUGCUUGAUUGGCCAGCAAACUCGCCUGACCUGACCCCAUAGAGAAUCUAUGGGGCAUUGCCAAGAGAAGGAUGAGAGACAUGAGACCAAACAAUACAGAAGAGCUGAAGGCCGCUAAUGAAGAAUCCUGGUCUUCCAUAAUACCUCAUCAGUGCCACAGGCUGAUAGCAUCCAUGCCACGCCGCAUUGAGGCAGUAAUUGCUGCAAAAGGGGCCCAAACCAAGUACUGAAUACAUAUGCAUGCUUAUACUUUUCAGAGGUCCGAUAUUGUUCUAUUCUUCAAUCCUUGUCUUCUGGGUUCCAUGUAAUAUUCUAAUUUUCUGAGAUUGUAGAUUUGGGGUUUUCAUGAGCUGUACGCCAUGAUCAUCACAAUUAUAACAAAUUAAGGCUUGACUUAUCUCGCUUUGCAUGUAAUGCGUCUGUCUCAUAUAUCAGUUUCACCUUUUAAUUUGCAUUACUGAAAUUAAUGGACUUUUUGCACGAUAUUCUAAUUUUCCGAGUUUCACCUGUACUUCCUUGAAAGAUAUCGAUCACAUUCAAGGAUAGAUAUGGUUUGGACAUCUAAAGCUAUUACACCAUGUAUGGAAAAGAUGGAUAUUCUACCUAGGACUUUUUCAGACCAUAACCCAAUUUGUUUUACAUGGAAGAAGAAAAGAACGACUUCAUUUCGUUGGAGAUUGAAUGAAUACCUCUUGAAAAAAUCAGAUGUUGUGGAGAAAGCUAAAAAGAAAUUAAAGGACUAUUUUGAAUUGAAUUUAAAUCAGGGAAUGGACAAUAAAACUGUUUGGGAUGCAAGUAAAUCGGUUAUGAGAGGUUUCUUUAUACAGCAAAAUUCAUAUUUUAAAAAGCAAAGAGGAUUGAAAAAAGAGAUAUUAUUGAUGCAGAUCUCCAAAAGGAAAGGGAAUUAUUAUGGGCCAAAGAUAAGAAGACGGUCAUACAAGCUAUUAAAAUCCUGCAACAACAACUUUCUAUGUUGAUAGUGAAUGAACUAGAAUGGAACUUGAAAUAUGUUAAGAAAAGGACAUUUGAGUUCGCAAACAAACCAGGCAAGUUGUUAGCUUGGAAAAUUAGAGCUGAGAAGAAGAAAAAUUACAUAUCCAAAAUACUUACAAAAAAUGGGCUCUCUUAUGAUGGAAAGGAAAUAAAAGCGGAAUUUUAAAAAUAUUAUUCAGAACUAUAUAAAGGCAAAAUAGUUGAAGAUUAAAAAAACUGAGCAGUUUCUUAGCACCAAAAAUAUUCCAAAACUUACUAAGGAGCAAAUACAAACUAUGCAUGCUCCGAUAACUAUUAUGGAAAUAAUAGAAGUAAUUAAUCAAGCCAAGCCCAACAAGGCCCCCGGGCCUGAUGGACUGUCAGCUUUAUGCUAUAAGUCAUUUAAAGAUCAAAUUCUACAACCUCUGCAAUGGACUAUGAAUGAUAUCUUACAAAAAGGGAUUAUGCCGGAUUCAUGGAAGUACGCAAAUAUUGCAGUAAUCCCAAAACCAGACCAAGACUUAACGUUAGUUAAAAAUUAUAGACCAAUUUCACUUUUAAACAAUGAUUACAAACUUUUUGCUGCCAUUUUGGCAAGAAGAAUGAAGGUUAUAUUGAGGCAUUUUAUUCAUGAAGAUCAAGCUGGAUUUUUGCCAAAGAGACAAUUGAGAGAUAAUGUCAGAACAGUCCUGAAGGUACUGGAGUACUAUGCAAAACAUUAUGAUAAACAGAUGGCGAUGAUUUUUUUGGAUGCAGAGAAAGCUUUUGACAAUAUUUCGUGGCAAUUUUUGUGGAGAUUACUAGAGGUAAUGACUGCUUGCAAUAAUUUUAUUAGGGCAAUUAAGACAAUUUAUUCGGAGAAAUAUGCUAAGAUUAUUGUAAAUGGGGAAUUAUCAGACAACUGUGUAAUACAAAAAGGGACUAGACAAGGAUGCCCACUUUCCCCAUUGCUUUUUAUAUUGGUUCUAGAAGUACUUUGUAGAACUAUCAGAGAAGAUGAUAAAUUACAUGGUCCCAAAAUUGGGAAACAGGAUUAUAAACUGAGAGCCUUUGCAGAUGAUGUUGUGCUGUUUUUAGAGAAUCCAAUGGAUAAGAUUGAAAGACUCUUGGAUAAAAUACAACAAUUUGGUCAGCUGGCUGGAUUCUAUAUAAAUAAGACCAAGACUAAGGUUUUAACUAAAAAUAUGGAUCAGAAAGCUAAAGACAGAUUCUCUGAAAUAAGUGAGUUGAAAGUGGAAAAGAAAGUUAAAUAUUUGGGGGUCUGGUUAUCAAAUAACAACUCCUUGUUGUUUAUAAAUAAUUAUGUCAAAAUAUGGAAUUCAGUGAAAAUUGAUCUACAAAGAUGGUCUAAAAUGAAUUUGUCUUUAAUGGGAAGAAUUUCAGUGGUGAAAAUGAAUGUCUUGUCUAAAAUGUUGUUUCUCUUUCAGACUAUUCCCAUAAUUAACACUUUAACUUGUUUUAAGCAAUGGCAGAAGGACAUAACUAAGUUUGUUUGGCAGGGGAAAAGACCAAGAAUUAAUUUUAAGAAUCUAACAGAUGCAAAGGAAAGAGGUGGUCUUACCUUGCCAGACUUAAGGUUAUAUUUUGAAGCUGUUUGUUUGACUUGGUUAAAAGAAUGGAUAACUCUAAGAAACCCUAGAAUUCUUGAUUUGGAAGGAUUUGACAGAAGGUUUGGAUGGCAUGCGUAUUUGUGGUAUGAAAAAAGUAAAAUACAUAAAGAUUUUUUGAACCACUAUGUGAGAAGGAGUUUAAUGAGGGUGUGGUUAAAAUACAAAAAUUGGUUUGAACCUAAAACUCCAUUAUGGGUAUCUCCGAUUGAAGCCUUAUCACGUAAAGAAGUAUAUAUGCAAAUGUGUUGGGGUACUUAUAGGGAUUUGUUACACUUUCAGGAAAAGGAUUGUAAGUUAAAAAGCUUAACUGAAAUACAAGAUUUGGUUAGAGAUUGGUCUCAGUAUCAUCAGUUAAAUGAGAUGUAUAAGAAAGACCUUAAAGUCAGAUUUGAGUACCAGACUUCAAAUUUUGAGAAGGAAUUAUGUCAAAAUGAUGAAAAAUUAGUUUCCAAAAUGUAUAAACUGUUGCUUUUGGAUGAGACAAGAGAGGAAGUGGUUAAAACGACUAUGAUAAAGUGGGCUCAAGAUGUGGGGCAUAAUAUAGAAAUGGCAGCCUGGGAAAAGUUAUGGAAAAAUGAUUUAAAAUUUACUGCAUGUUAUGCUAUAAAAGAAAACUAUUAUAAAAUGAUGUAUAGAUGGUAUCUGACACCAAAAAAAUUGGCAUUAAUGUAUAAAAAUGUUUCAAACAAAUGCUGGAAGUGUGGACAUUUUGAAGGCACAUUCUUUCAUAUGUGGUGGACCUGUGGGAAGGCUAAAGCCUAUUGGGAUAUGAUAUAUAAUGAAUUAAAGAAAAUAUUUUAAAUGACAUUUCCUAAGAAGCCAGAAUCCUUCCUGCUGGGAAUAACACAAGGUGCAAUUUCUACAACUAAUUUAACAUUUUUUAUGUAUGACUCUACGGCGGCUAGAAUUAUAUAUGCACAGAAAUGGAAGACUAGUGAAUUGCCUUCAAAAGAAGACUGGCUGAUAAAAAUUUUGGAAUAUGCGGAGAUGGCAAAACUUACAACACUAUUAAGAGAUCAAAACUUGGAAUGUUUUAAAGAAGAUUGGAAACCAUUUUGGUUGUAUUUAAAGAAUUAUUUUCCUACUAUUGACUUGAAAGCAGGGUUUGAAAUUUAGUAAAAAUCGCAGGUUGGUUAGAUUAAUUAUGUUUGUAAGGGUUUGAAUUUAUGUUUUGAAUUAUUAUUAUAGCAAGGGUAAAUUUAUAGUUGAUGAUUCACAAAGAAAUGUGAGCGGGAAGUC